UUCAUUUUCAUUUUCAUUUUCAUUGUGAUUUAUGAAAAAAUGGCAAUUUUCAUCCAAAAUUUUUUCAUUUUAUCCAUCAUUCUGGCUACAGUAUUGAUUUAUGCAAAUGAAAUUCUUGGCGAUGAUGAUGUUAAUGGUACGAUCGUUUUUCAACCAUCCAAAAUGAUCAACUACAAAUAACCAAUCGAAAACAUUUGACAGAACCAUCAACAUUAUUAUUGAAACAGAAAUUGAAUAAAGAAGAAUAUGAUAAUUUCCGUGAUAGAUUAUUUUCGAUGCAACAACAUCGUUCACGUAAUAUGAUUCGUUUGAAUGAUUAUUAUCAACGAUUAUUACGAAAAGGUUCCAGUAAUAUUGAUCUUACAUUUCGUGCAUACAAUUUUACUACCGGUAUUCAAUUUGAAGAAGAAUUUGAUUGUGAUCUACAUUUAUUAACCGAUUGUGAAUCAAGUUUAUUACGAAAAAUUGAAAUUAUUGAAGGUCGUUUUGUUGUGUUUACCAUUAAUCGUACCGAAGAGGAAGAAGUUGCAUCACAAAUUGAUGUAUUGAAUGUAUGUCGAUCAUUGGAUAAAGAAUUUACCUGUUUGAUUAGAUUCGCUGAUAAAUGUGAAGAAAAAAUGACAUGGUCAACAUUUAGCAUAUUGAAAUAUAUUAUCACGCAGAAUAAUGAAACAAUUGUUUCGUGUAAACAAAAAGAAAUCGAUUGGCUUGGUCCACAGAAUGGUGAUGAAAUUAUUACCGAAAAUGAAUGGAUCGAUCAGAAUGGUAUAAGCCAUACGAUUAAUAGUAAUUCACGUGGACCAUGUAUACCGACACAAGUUAUUUGGAUAUGUUGGACAACAAACAUGGGCAAUGAUUUUCAAUUUGGCCAUGAUGAAAUAAAUACUGGUGAUCAUUGUGAAUCUUUAUAUCAUUUUGAACGUUGUUUGAAAAAAUAUCUUUAUGAAGAAGAUAGCAAAUGUUCAUUGGAUGAAAAAGAAGCUACCAUACAGAUAAUUCUCGGUACAGUCAAAUGGAAUUUGACACAGAAACAGAAUUUGCCAAAAAUUUGUUUUGAAUUAAAACAUCAAUGGAUGCGUAAAAUACAUGUGAUUGGUAUGCAAGAAAAAAUCUUCAAAGAUUAUUGGGAUCGUUCACGACGAUUUGCAUUCGAUCUACGAACAGAUUUUGGCAGUCUUCUUGAUCCAUAUUGUAAUUGGGUGGUGAAAAAAUUCGAUAAACCAUGUGAACAUCGUUUUGAUGGCCGUAUUCGUAAAUUAUGGAAUGAAGAAGACAUAAAUGGCAUACAAUUAGAUUGGCAACGUGAAAGUGAAACAAUUUGCUGUGCCAUUUCUGAAUUUAAACAAUGUGUUUCCAUAUACGUACUUAUCCGUUGUGGUAAAGAUUCAUUUCGAUAUUUUAAUAAUUAUUCAAAAAUUGCACAAUUGGAUCAAUGUGACCAAUUGGAUUAUGGAUCUGAAACAUGUUCAAUGCGAUUAAAUUUUUAAACAAUUUUAAAUAAUUUUGUUUUCAUCAAUAUAUCGAUGUAAUAUUUAUUUUUAAUUUAAUUUAUGGUUUAUGUUGUUAAUAAAAUGACACUAGAUGUCGACAGAAUCGAACCAAAAAAAAAAAAAUUCGAAUCAUUCCAUUUCCACAUUUUACAUGUGACAAUUUUUUUUUUUUUUUUUUGAAACGGUAUAUGAAAAUAUAACCGUUUUCAUUGUGUUUCCGAUUUAUAUUUACACAUGCUGCUUGUGUUUGGGGAAAUUUUCUUUUCUUUUUUUUUUCUCAAAAUUAAAUUUUGUUUGAAAUUGAUAUUUUUUUCCAGUGAAAAUCAUCAAAAAUGAGUGAUAAAAGUUCAGACAUUUAUAGUGCGUACGUGUGUUUGUGUGUGUUUGUACAUUUCUCAUUUACAAUACAAUAAAAUGCAUCAUGAUUGUCAUUUAUCAUCAUUUUU
Molecule: messenger RNA, 1936 nt
Organism: Dermatophagoides farinae (American house dust mite)
Lineage: Eukaryota; Metazoa; Arthropoda; Arachnida; Sarcoptiformes; Pyroglyphidae
Source: RefSeq, a predicted model, not a curated record